UAUACCCCUACUGACGUGGAAUUACUUUUAUGCUACUUUUUAAAGAAUCAGUAGAUGGGAAACGGGGCAGGGAAACUGACGGUGUGCUUCACCGGAGUGGGGCCCACGGCCGACGAUCCCCGGCGGAGGAGGAAGGAUAUGGCGGCCGGAAUGGUUAUUCCUGACCCGUUAGACGAUCUGGGUCACUCCUUCUGCUACAUCCGACCCGAAUUGACCCGACUCUCGUCGUCCAAGGUCCACUCCGAAACGGACGACCCCUCGACGACGACGUUUCGGUCAAUCUCCGGAGCCGCCGUGAGCGCCAACACCUCCACCCCUCUCUCCACCGCCUUGCUCGACCUCUACUCCUACAACACCGUCGACCGCGCCUCCGCCUUCGAAGGCUCCACCUCCUUCACCUCAAUCCCCCUCCAGCCCAUUCCGAGGAACUCAUCCGUGCACUCCGGCCCGCUCUACAAUCCGGGUUUGGUUCCCAAUUCGGGCCCCAUGGAGAGGGGAUUCAUGUCCGGCCCGAUCGAGCGGGCGUUCAUGUCGGGCCCACUCGAUCCCGGAAUAUUCUCCGGCCCCCUCGAGAAGGGCCGCUCCGAUCAGUUCCUGCGAAGCUACUCCCACGGCGGAUUCGCCUUCCGGCGCAGAUCGAGAAAAACCUCCUUAAUUCGGGCCCUCAGACGGGCCUUGUCAAGGGGGAUUUCGAGAGGCCAGAACUCAAUCGUGGCACCGAUCAAAGGCCUGGUUGCAAUGAAGGAAAUCGAUUGGGCGGUGAGCUCCGAGAAGCAAAACGAAUUGACAGUUAACAGCAGUGUGAAUUUCAGCAGCGAGUGCAGCUUAGACGAAGACGAGCCGUUAGAAAGCCGGAAUCUGCAGUGGGCCCAAGGAAAAGCCGGCGAAGAUCGAGUCCACGUGGUGGUUUCCGAGGAGCACGGUUGGGUUUUCGUCGGAAUUUACGAUGGGUUCAACGGUCCAGAUGCACCGGACUAUCUGCUAUCCAAUCUGUACUCAUCUGUUCAUAAAGAGCUCAAAGGUUUGCUCUGGGAUGACAAUAGUACAUCCAAUUCAUCUUCUGCUGCAAUCGGGACUUCCAUCUCGGCAGAAGACGAAUCCAAUUCGAAUCAAGAUUCCAACGAGGACAAUUCGCGCGACAGGACUAAAGACGGUUGCUCGAGAUGCGUAGAGCAAGAGAAUUACCCUUGCACAAACGGCGACACUAAUGGCGAAUUGAGGUACAAGAAAAAACGGGGAAGAAACACGAGGAAUAAGUAUAGAGGAGUGGCGAAGAAAUGGGAGGAGAAUCAACGGAGGUGGAGAUGCGAGUGGGACAGAGAACGAUUGGAGCUCGAUAAAAGAUUAAAGGAGCAGUUCGAUAAACACAGAUCGAACGGAUCGAGCACAACGAAUCACGCGGAUGUGCUAAAGGCUCUUUCGCAAGCGUUAAAGAAAACGGAGGAGGCUUAUCUGGAUAUUGCCGAUAGAAUGGUUAUGGAGAACCCGGAGUUGGCUCUGAUGGGUUCUUGUGUUCUUGUUAUGUUGAUGAAGGGAGACGACAUGUACGUGAUGAAUGUGGGCGAUAGUCGAGCUGUUUUGGCUCAGACGAAGGAGCCUGAUCUUUGGAGCCAGGAUUUGGAGAGGAUUAACGAAGAGACUUUGUAUGAUCUCGAGGCGUUUGAUGGUGACGCGUGCAAUGCUCCGCCGAAGUUAACCGCGGUUCAGUUAACUAUGGAUCAUAGCACCUCCAUCGAAGAGGAAGUUGUAAGAAUUAGAAACGAGCACCCUGAUGAUGCUUCUGCUAUGGCUAAUGAUCGGGUUAAAGGUUCGCUAAAGGUGACUCGGGCUUUUGGUGCUGGUUUUCUUAAACAGCCGAAGUGGAACCAAGCACUUCUAGAGAUGUUCAGAAUUGAUUAUAUAGGAAAUUCGCCAUAUAUAAACUGUCUGCCGUCACUUUACCAUCACCGAUUAGGGCCGAGGGACAGAUUCGUAAUUUUGUCAUCCGACGGACUCUACCAAUACUUCACCAAUGAAGAAGCUGUCUCGGAAGUCGAACUUUUCAUCUCUUGGUCGCCUGAAGGUGAUCCAGCUCAGCAUCUCAUCGAAGAGUUGCUCUUCCGUGCAGCAAAAAGAGCCGGAAUGGAUUUUCACGAAUUGCUCGAAAUACCACAAGGGGAUCGAAGGCGUUACCAUGACGACGUCUCGAUAAUCGUUAUUUCAUUGGAGGGAAGAAUAUGGAGAUCAUGUGCAUAGUUAGCGAACGAGAAACGCAUCCAAAUUUUAUUUUUUUUUAUUUUAAUUUUUGUUAUUUGUCAACCUUUGUAGAGAAAUAUGAUCUGUGAAUUUAUGUGAAGGUGAAAAAAAAAAUCACCAGUUUCACUGAAAAAAAUGAACUUGUUUUUUUUGGUAAUUAAUAAAAAUGGCAACCUAAAGAAGGAAUUUUGAUAAUGAUUUUCAUUUUUUCAGCACUUAUUCAACGAAUUGCAUAAAACUGUAGUAAAUGCAAAUGCAGGUGGGGAGAUUGGUUGGUUGAUAGAUUUAUUUAUUAUAUAUGAAUGUAAUGAAGAAGACUGUCAUCUUAUUCCUACCUUUGUCAUUAAUAAUACUUGAACCGAUAACCAAUUAUUA
Messenger RNA from Erythranthe guttata (spotted monkey flower), 2610 nucleotides. Its product is annotated as putative protein phosphatase 2C 4. Gene Ontology annotation, molecular function: protein serine/threonine phosphatase activity. NCBI's taxonomy places the organism in Eukaryota, Viridiplantae, Streptophyta, Magnoliopsida, Lamiales, Phrymaceae. Gene Ontology annotation, biological process: protein dephosphorylation. The record is from RefSeq and is a predicted model, not a curated record.